Fulmarus glacialis (Northern fulmar) is the source of this 864-nucleotide messenger RNA. RefSeq names its product olfactory receptor 4D1-like. Gene Ontology annotation, biological process: G protein-coupled receptor signaling pathway. Gene Ontology annotation, molecular function: G protein-coupled receptor activity; olfactory receptor activity. NCBI's taxonomy places the organism in Eukaryota, Metazoa, Chordata, Aves, Procellariiformes, Procellariidae. The record is from RefSeq and is a predicted model, not a curated record. Gene Ontology annotation, cellular component: membrane.
UGCGUCAACCACAGUCUUAAGAUUCAGCAAUUCCUCUUCAUGGUCUUCUUCAUUGUCUACCUGAUGACCUGCUUGGGAAACAUCACCAUCCUCACCACUGUUAUCACUGACUGCCACUUGCACACACCCAUGUACUUCUUCCUGGCAGACUUAGCAUUCACAGAUAUCACCGAAUCAUCAGUAAAUACUCCCAUUCUGUUGUCAGGUCUCCUCUCCCAGCACAAAACUGUUCUAUUCAAGGAGUGCAUCCUUCACAUGUUUUUCUUCCACUUCAUUGGUGGUGCUUAUGUGUUCCUUCUUGUAGUGAUGGCAGCUGAUCGGUAUGUCACUAUCCGUAAGCCCUUGCAGUACUUGACCAUGAACCGUGAGGUGUGUGUAGGUCUAGUGGCAGGGGCAUGGGCAGGGGGAUUUAUACUGUUGCAGAUUGCUCUGCUUCUCCCUUUGCCUUACUGUGGUCCUAACACCCUGGACAAUUUCCACUGUGAUGUUCCACAAGUACUGAAAGUGGCUUGCAUUGACACCUACCUGUCGGAGCUGCUGAUGAUCUCAAAUGGUGGACUGCUCCUCAUAGUAAUUUUUGUCUUGUUCCUCAUUUCAUACACUGUCAUUUCAGUCAAGAUAGGGAGGCAAGUCACUGAAGGAAAGAACAAAGCUUCAUCUACCUGCAUAGCCCAGAUAAUGGCAAUAAGCAUAAUCUAUGCUCGGCCCUUCAUGACAUUCGAACUGGACAAAGUGGCCUCCAUCUUCUUCACUAUGCUUGUUCUAGUGCUGAAUCCUGUGGUCUAUACCCUGAGAAAUACUGAAAUGAAAAAGGCCAUCAGGAGACUUGUUUCUAGGGUCACGAGAGAUUCUUCCCAGGUUUAA